AUGGAGGAGGACCGGAAUAUCGCACAGGAAGAUCUGGAGAACCUGGAAAACUGGAGGAAUAGAAAUGGGAUGAAAUUUAAUAGUGCAAAGUGCAGAGUCAUGAAUGACUUACCAUCCUGUUCUUUAUCUCCAGGUCCUGAUUAUGAUACAAGCCAAUGGACUAAUGAGAAAGAGAAGCUGGGGCUGGAUUUCCCGAACCUCCCCUAUCUCAUUGACGGCCAGACCAAGCUCACGCAGAGCAAUGCUAUCCUCCGCUACGUAGCGCGCAAACACAAGAUGGCUGGCGAGAGUGAGGAGGAGAUACAGAGAGUGGACAUGCUGGAGAACCAGGUGAUGGAUUUCCGCCUGGCCUUUGCAAGGAUCUGCUACAGCCCUGACUUCGAGAAACUGAAGCCGGAGUACUUGGAGCAGCUGCCCGGGAAGCUGAAGCUGUUCUCCCAGUUCCUGGGGGUCCGGAAGUGGUUUGCUGGAGAGAAGGUAUGUCGCUAG
This is a messenger RNA of Chrysemys picta bellii (western painted turtle), 489 nucleotides long. The record is from RefSeq and is a predicted model, not a curated record. Lineage: Eukaryota; Metazoa; Chordata; Testudines; Emydidae.